Molecule: messenger RNA, 5730 nt
Organism: Cuculus canorus (common cuckoo)
Lineage: Eukaryota; Metazoa; Chordata; Aves; Cuculiformes; Cuculidae
Gene: TPRN
Product: taperin
Exons: 5
Coding region: 1569-4121 (850 amino acids)
Molecular function (GO): phosphatase binding
Source: RefSeq, a predicted model, not a curated record
UCACCGGAGUGGGAGGCUAGGUGUGGCUGGGCAAGGAUUCCAAGAUAAUAACUCGAUUACAAUUGGAUAGUCAUUAUUAAGCAGGUAUUCCCAUCAUUAUUAGCAGUGCUGGAUGUGUGGGGGUUUGAUCCUCCAAAAAACAUGCAUGCCAAGCAAGAAAACCGAGCGUCUUUUAUAUUCCAGAUCGAUGCAUAUUCAUUUCACCACAGAAAAGAUAUUAUGUAUUCAUUCCUUCUCAAAGAAUCAUUAACAUAUCUUCACACUGUGUUCGUAGGUGCAGUUAAUCUGUUGAGAGGUCAUGAGGACCACCUCCUGAGGUCCAAAGAUGAAGGGUAGAAGUAAGGGGGUUGCAGCCCAAACUUUGAGUCAACAGUCCUUUUUUUCUGCUGGCGGGCAGUGUGAAUUCCAGGCUUCCUUAUCUUUAUCAGGGAUGCCUGUUCCUUGCACAGUGUGUUCCCCUUUAGAUAAACAUCCCUCAAGGCACAUACCACUAUGCGAUAUACAAGCUUAGACAACUCAGGCUCAGCCAAACAGCUUCUAAAUGACUGAACAACAAAGAGGAGUUUUGGAAAACAGGGAUAUAUAUCAUAUAUAUGUCUUUAUUUGAAGGCACAGAGAUUACUCAGCCCUUGUCUUAAGAGCACAAACACUCCAAAGAAUCUAGGAAACUGAGUGAGGAAAUGUUGCAUAAGUGGAAAUAACCCCUUAAUUUAUAACUCAAUAAAUAAUUUGAUAUAGCAAUUUGAUUUGCCUUUGAUGGACAAAUCCAGUUCAAACAAUUCCCUCUCAGCCUCAAUGUUGCAUAUUUUCUUUUCUAAGUUUUGACCACAAUGGGAUUGUGGGUUCAGUUUCAAGACUGUCCUAACUUUCCAGGUAGCACCAAAUAGCAUCUGUACUAUGUUAAAGUGAUGUGAUCUGUGCCAGUUUGCAGAGAUUUAGGAAUUGUGGUGGGGCUCACGAUAACCAGAGGCUGUGUAUCUAUCUAAAUAAGAUAUUUUUACUUCUCUUUAAAAAAAUAUUUCUCUUUUAAAAAUACUACAGUCCUUCAUUUUUUUGUCAUUCCUCCUCUCCUUCUUCCCUGAUCAUAUGCAGCUGAAGAAAUGGCCUCGGUUAUGCUUUUUUGCUAUUGAUCAAGACACAUACUCAAACAUUUGCCACAACCCAAACUAUUCCAUUAUUCUAUGAUCUUCUGAUUCGAGGCGCAUCCGAGUGCAGUGGAACAAUCCCUUCCCUGCUCCUGCUGGCCACUCCAGGGCUGAUCCAAGCCAGGAUGCUCUUGCCCCCUUGGCUGAUGCUCAGAUGCCCUGGACCAGCAUCCCUGCGCCCUCCUGGGUCCUAGCGCCGCCCCAUCCAGCACCCCGCGCCCUCCUGGGUCCUAGCGCCGUCCCAUCCAGCACCCCGCGCCCUCCUGGGUCCUAACACCGCCCCAUCCAGCACCCCGCGCCCUUCUGGGUCCUAGCGCCGCCCCGCCCCGAUCCCGGGGCGACCGCCCCCGGUCCAGCCUCCCGGCUCCCUCCGGAAUCGGGGCGGGGCGGCUGCGCGAUCGCAGUUGAGGCUCUGCCGCCGCCAUGAGCAGCGCGGAGCCGCCGCUGGGAGCCGUGAUGCGGGCUCAGCCCGCUUGGAAGCGGGAGAUCUUGGAGAGGAAAAGAGCCAAGCUGGCCGGAGCGGCGGCUGCAGGGGUGGAAGAAACAGAUGCAUCGUCGGGAGAGCGCUUGGUGGUGGCGGAAAGCUUGGGCCCGCUCCGGGAAAACCCCUUCAUGCGGUUGGAGAACGAGCGGCGGCGGCUGCGCGGAUGCAGGGAUGCUCGGCCCUUGCAGCAGCUGCUGGAGCUUUACAGCUCCGUGCCCGGCAUCCGCACCAUCCGAGCGGACAACAUCCUCAUCAUCGAGUCCCAGCCCGCCGCUUGCUUCGCCGAGGGAGAUGCGGUGCCUGGAUGCCGCCGGGAUGCUCCUUCUUCUUCCUCCUCCUCUUCCUCGCCUCCUCGCCGUCCCGACCCGUUGCGGGAGCUGCUCUCCCGCCGCGGCGCUGCCCUGGCCGAGAUCCGCGCCGAGCAGGUCGUGAUCUACGAGACGGCGGAGCCUGCCGAAGCGGCGGAACCGGGCACCGUCAGUCGCUUGCUCGAGAAGUUCGGGCAGCGGCCGCGGGGGAGGCGGCGCCGGGGCGGGGAGGGGGGCGGCGGGGAGGGAGCUGCGACCCCCCAGUCCCCGGCACCGACCCCUGCUCCCACCCGGGCUGCCCCCCCCCAAUUCACACCUCCCACCCGGGCUGCCCCCCCCCAGCCGGUCCCAGACACCCCUCCGCCAGCCCUUACCCCCCCGCAGCCGGUCCUGCCUCCCCCCAAGCCCAUUACCUCCCCCCCACCCAUCGCUCCCCCUCAACCAGUCCCUUCUUCCCCCCGCGCUGCAGCCCCCCAGCCUGUUGCUCCCACCCGUGCUGUGCCCCCUCAACCUCUGCCCGUUCCCCCCCGCGCUGCCACCCCCCAGCCAGUCCCUGGUCCCCCUUCCAGAGCUGUCACCCCCCAACCCACGGCUUCCCCCCGCGCUGCCCCAUCUCCGCCGGCAGCCCCUCAGCCAGUCCCAGCUGCCCCCCGGGCUGUCACCCCCAAACCCACACCUGCCGCCCCGGCUGCCGGCCCCCAGCCCCCAGCUGCCACCCCAUCUGUCACCCCCCAGCCCCCCGCUGCCCCCAAGCCCGCAGCCCCCCAAGCCAACUGCUUUCUGCACAAGAUCGGCUCCAACUCCUUCACCGUCACCCCACGGGGGCUGCCCCCCGGCAGUCGGCUCCCCGAGCCCCGCGCUGUCGCCACCGGCCACCCCUCACCGCCCAAGGGGCCACCAGUGCCAUCUGCCAGUGCUUCCCACGCCAGAGCCAACGCCAGGAGGCCAAAGCCGGAGGUGGCUGUGCCACCCAGUGCCAGCCUGGUCCCCAGUGCCACUGCGCCCACCCAGCCGCCACCCGUGCCCACCCAACCGCUCUCUGUGCCCACCCAACCGCUCUCUGCCGCUGCCCCCCGCGGCGGCGGCUCCUUCGAGAUCCUCCCGGCUCCCAAACCCGACCUGGCUGCCAUCCCGGCCCACGACCUGCAAGCCCAGGCGUUGGCCAAGCUGCGCCUCAACUCGCGCAAUUCCUUCCUCUUCGUGCCCCGCCAGGAGGGCGGCACGGCUCUGUCCCGGGCACAGAGUGCCAGGACGGGGCCAUCGGAGGAGAAGACCCUGAAGGAACCUCCAAGGGCUUCCGUCCCGGAGCAGGAAGAGCCUGUCGCUUCCCGGCCGACGCCUCUGGAUCCGUUGGUCCCUGUGACUUACAUCGAUGACAUUGUGGAGUUGGAGAGCGGGGAGGUUUCCCCCAGGGCCAGCUCGGCUGCCAGGACUGGGAGCUUGGUGGAUCAGCCUGGAGGAGCCGGCACGGAACUGGAGAUGGACUUUUCCUCUGUGCCGCUCUACAGACCCCACUCUGCCCCCAACCAGAGGGGAGGCAGCACCUUCACUGUCGUGCCCAAAAGGAAGCCCGUGGCCUCCGGGCUGCAGGCUCCGACUGAUGCCAGUGGAAGGCCACAGCGGGAGGAAGAGGAGGAGGAGGAAGAGAGCAAAGCGAAAGGCAAAGCUGUGGAGAGUGUUGAUGGGCCCCCAGUGGGGGUGUCUCACAAAAAGCGCUACCCCACGGUGAAUGAGAUUGAAGUGAUCGGGGGGUACCUGUCCCUGGAGAGGUCCUGUAUGAGCAAGACGGGCUCCCGCCGCAAGAAGAUGAAGAUCUCUUUCAAUGAGACAAGUCUGCAGACUAUGUUUGAGUACCCGUCAGAGAGCUCACUGGCUGAAGAGGAAGAGGAGGAAGAGGCAGGACGUGCUUCUGAAACAGAGGAGGACAAGUCUCGCACCUUUUACAUUCCACGCCCAAAUGGCACUUUGCCUCCCAGUACACCUAACUCAGCAGAUUUAUCCAGCUACACCCCAAAGCACUCUGUGAAGUUCAGUGAGUGGCAGGAGCAGAAAUAUGAGGAGAUGCCUGCUGCAGAGGGACCCAUCCCAAAGGAAGCUGAUUCCCAGGGGAACCAAGUCAUGCUCACGCCCGCAGAGAAGGGUGGACUCUCAGAUUUCAGCAGCGAGCCUGCUCUCUAUUUCUGAUGGCUGCAUCUUCCAGCCUGCAGCAGCAGCUGCUGGACAAAUGGAGUCAGUGCACCUUCUCCACGUCAAUGCACAUACCAUGGAAAUAAGUCUCCGGGUCCCUCUCUCACCACAGUUUUCAUUGGAUCCUGAUGCCAAGGGUGGACUAGGUGCUAUUGGGCAUCUUCAGAGAAUAUUUGCACUGGAUUCUGGGACCUAACUACUACUUUUAAGGUGUAUGAUUUAUUCGACCUGUGGCCUUGCGUAUUCCUUGUUCAAGAUCAGCUGCCAAUUGGGCAAGCGUUGUAAGAAUGGAGCUGUAAUCCUGAGGUGGAUGCAGAUUCUCUCAGUGCUUAUCUGAGUCUGCCCAUCCAUGCACUUAUUGGGGUCUGGAUGGCUUUCGUAGUAUGUCUCCCAGAGCAUCCUGGGCGGUUAGCUGGAUUCACAGCAGUGGCUGGGAUCCGUCUGCUGGAUUGGGUGUCAUUUGGAAAACCAUUGAGGGUUUCUGGUUUGUUCUUGGAAUGUUUCUGGGUCUCAUUUCCCUGAACCAUCAUGGAAUUGAUGUGCCAGUUCUUGUGAAGGAAACUGGAUGCACUGUGGGAGGGAUGCUAAGGGGAAUAAAAGCCUUUGGCUUUAGAUGUCAUUUCUGCACUGCUCUCUAAGGAAGUGUCCUGAGUGGCUGGAACCUCCUGACCAUUCCCAGCCAUUGGCCGUAUCCAGCCGGGGCAUCCAGCUGCUGAUGGCUGUACUGCAGUUUGCCAGUUCCUCGUUUUGCUUUAUUCCAGCACCUAAGGGGGUCAGGCCCAAGGUUAUCCAUCCUGGUUGGCAGGGAGGCUUCCUUCUAUCUGUGCUUCCUUUGCUCCUCUAAUGCACAGCACAGGAGAGCCAGUUCACCCUUUAUUCUGCAGAACUUGAACAAGGAAUAUGUGGUUUUUUUUUCCCUAGGAUUUUUAUAGUUUUGUUGUAAUUGUUUAAUGCAGCCAAUAUGCAAAAGAAUCUGCUAGAAUCUUCCAUUUAAGUUUUCUAUUACUGUAAACUCAGGGUCAAAAAUAGCACUCUGGAGGAGAAGGAAUGCUGCUGCUAAUGUGAUUUGUACUUCUGGGAUUAAAAGAGAUGCGGUUGGAAUAGAUGCGGUGUCUUAGGGCUUCAUGAAAUGAGCGGUACCCCAGCGUGUGGCUCUUUCCAAGGCAGCGGGCUGGUAUCUGAUUAAAUUGGAUACUUUCAUUGGUUUGUCUGUUCCAUACAGACAAUGAACGAUGAAUGAAAGCAUUGGAAGAGGCUGCCCAGGGAGGUGAUUGAGUCACCAUCCCUGGAGGGGUCUAAAAGACAAGUAGGUGUCGUACGUGACAACAUGGUCUUGCGGUGGACUUCGCAGGGCUGGAUUGAUUGUUGGACUUGAUGAUCAUAAAGGUCCUUUCCAACCAAAACUAUUCUAUGAACCUCUGGUCAGGCUGAUGCUGGUCUAUGAACUGAAAAUGCUCUCCAUACCUUGCACUUAGAAUCAUAGAAUCACCAGGUUGGAAAGGACCCACUGGAUCAUCGAGUCCAACCAUUCCUAACAACCCCUAAACUAUGCCCCUCAGCACCUCGUCCACCCGUCCCUUAAACACCUCCAGGGAAGGUGACUCAA